Lentinula edodes (shiitake mushroom) is the source of this 3405-nucleotide messenger RNA. RefSeq lists its product as uncharacterized. The record is from RefSeq and is a predicted model, not a curated record. Lineage: Eukaryota; Fungi; Basidiomycota; Agaricomycetes; Agaricales; Omphalotaceae. The transcript is spliced from 3 exons. Bases 202 to 3249 code for a protein of 1015 amino acids.
UAUCUUUCUUGCGCUGUCUUUUUCCUUUCUUCUGGCAUCAGCGUUUCUUUCGACACUCCUGUAGGGCGCAAUAACACAUUGUAUCGUGCAAGAAAACAAAUUUUGGAAAAGAAGACCAGUUGGGGGAUUCACAAAGAUAUUUCUGGAAUCGCGCUGUGGGAUUGUAGAAACACAUAUCAGAAACACAUAGAAUCUCUACCCAUGUCAACUGCUUCAGUCGUACAGCCUGAGGCACCGCCUACUCCUGGUCGUCAAAACGACUCGUUAUGCACGGAGGAAUCCAUGACCGUCUUGAAUCGCAGCACGACGCCUAGUGUGAUUAGGUUUGCCGAAAAAGAGACAGUCGAAGCAAAAAGCGCAAGAUUGGUGGUCGAGAUUCAACGACCUAUAUCGAAAACAAACAUCAAUGCUAUAGCUUCUUCAUCGGAGCAACUUUCCUUUGUAUCUUCUUCCAACUCAAUUCAGAAACCAGAACUGGUAUCCUCAGCCAUGACAACUCCCAUUCAACCAACCUCUACAACCUCCGAAGGCGCCUUUACUUCUCUCAAGGACGCUCUCAUGUCCUCCAUCUCACAUAACAACCUCCCUGAAAAUAUAUAUCUCGAAAUAGAUCUCCCGAAACAUACUGGUAUAAAACGUUCGAGAACUAAUGAAGGAGGACCUGGUCGAGUGAAACGGUUGCGUCGUGACGAUGAAGGAGAAGAAUUGCCAGGGUCAUGGUCAUUGUCCAAGGUGCGGAAUGACAUACCGGUCCCCGUGACCGUAUCCGCACAAGAUACUCCUGUUCAGGCGACUAUUGAAGCGGACGACGAGGACGACGAGGCAGAUCUCAUCCGCCUAUUCGUCGUCAGUCGGGCAGGCCAUGUACUGCCUCCACCUUCCUCCUCAACUCCCACUGAAUCGCAACUGUCAACGCGGUUUGAUGAUGCAUCUCUCAGUGUACGAAAUCUCAACACUCGCUUUGUUCGGAGUAAGGGAGAGCCUGGAAUCAAGUCCAAUUCGGAUGGAGAAGACGUGAGGAUUAAUGGUGGCGAGACCGAACUCUCCAGUGCCGUUCAUGACACACCUGAUCAGGAAAUUAACCAUGAAGAAAACGCAACCAGUAUGGAUGUCGAUCAUAACAUAACCUCUCUAAAUUCCAAAGCCGAGAUCCCUCUUCGUAAAGGAUGGAUAUUCGCCGCUCUAGACCAAAAUAUCUACAGGAGCAAAAAAAAACCAUCUUCUGAUCAUCCUUUGUCCCAAACCCUCCCCCGUAUUCGCUUAGGUUGCUUCAUUCCUAGUGAGGCGAAGCAUUCAACCGAUGGACAAGAUCCAGAUCGCCCCGCCUCGCUCACCCAGGGUGGCGUCAAUCUGAAUGCCGAUGAACCUCCGCCUACUGAAGGAAACAUUGACCUUUCAGGAGACGCGGACUUGGAUCUUGAUAUGUAUCCUGAUGCAGAUGAUAACUCACAAGUCGGAAUCGCAGUUUUAGACGACGGAGGCGACGAUGGAGAGAGCGAGGAAGACGCUGUCACCGAGGUUGAUUUGCCAAUCGACGAACUCGCUGACGAUGACGCUCAUGAAAAACAGGACAUAGCUUCAUUACCAUCGGUCCAAAUUGCACAGACUGGCACACCCACGAAAUUUGUAACAUCUGAAACACUUAGCUCCCUCGAACCUAGACGUUCUCUGCGCAAGCCCGUACAUAAGCCUGUCACCCUGACGAACACGCCACGCCGGAAUGUGGGUAAAAAAGCAGCAGGAACAGACGCGUCCGUCUCAGCCGCGAAUUCGACUACUGCUACCUCUAUCACUUCAACACCCAUCAAUACUGGAAGAAAGAAAGGUUCGCUGGCGGGACGUAGGUCUUCACUGAGAAAAGUCGAAAAUCAGGGGACGAAGAAAACUAGAGUCUCCACCACUGCUCCUUCUACUUCGAAAGGAAAAGGAAAAGCAAAGGAGGAUGUGGAGAUGACUUCGUCUUCUUCAUCACUAGUGGGCCAUGACUUGAAUUCGAAUGUAGCGGGAACAGAGUCCAUAUCAGCAGCUCUGAACAACAGCUUCAAAAGCACCAGGCGUAAAUCCCAAACGGAAAAAGUGAAGUCAGCCUCUGUGUCUGGUGUACCUCCGGCCCGCUCGAAAGUAUAUGUCGACAUCGAGAAAACCACCGUCGCCGGAGGUCCACCCGAAUCCACUUCGCUCAAAUCUGUCAAAGCACCGUCGACUGGACAUAACAUUUCGACUAACAAAUCUAGCGGAAACGGUACUCCAGCAACAACUUCCAUUAAUGGUUCUUACAACCCGUACUCACACCUCACAACAAUGGGUCCACCUCAACAGCUCGCGUCUCAAUCCUACUUUCGCACUCCUACUCAAACCUCCAACAUCCAGACAAUUCGAGAUUCCCUUCCAUCUAUCCAAGCGCUUCCUGCUCAAUUGCAAACUUAUUUACUCACAGCCCUCGCUACGGGUGUACCAGGAAUUUUGCCUCCCGCGCUUGGUGGCAGCUACUCUAUGCAGGCAGGUACAGGUGCCGGAACUAUAGGAAAUGCCGGAGCUGUGGGUAAUGCGAGCGUGAUACCAAAUGUUGAUUCUGGAAGUGGUUUCGGGAUUCCGGGUCCAUUGCUUGCACAGCCCUCAACGUCCGUCUCCUCGUCUGCACUACCAGCGCAGGCUCCUUCAUACAAUAACUACGCGCCGUUACAAUCUGCCUCCGUUCCGCCCAUGUCUGCUGCUCCUAUCAAUCACCCAGCCUCCUUUGCAAUUCCUUACUCGCCCACAGCGUCGCUGCCCACCCAUGGGCCAGGAUCUACUGCUGAAUUUUCUGGAUCCUCGACACAGAAAAAAGGGAAAUCGCAAAAGGCAGCAAAAGCGAGCGCGAAGAAGAACAAGGAGCCAUCUACAAUGCCAGAGACCGUGAACGGAAACUCGAAUCCAGACGCUGAAACUAUGCGUGUCGGACCUCCCCGGAAGGCGACCAGGACAAAAACGAACAAGGUACCAGGAAUGGGAGAGAAAAAGAGUGAGGUUAUGGAUGGGAAAGCCCCUGCCUUUGCUUCCUCAUCCUCCUCUGCCGUUACGAACAUUGAAGCAGCGUCGAUGGCUAGUGGAUCUGGACUGAACCGCAAGGAGGGUACUGCAAAUGAAAUACCAGUACCAAUCAGUGGAGGUGUGGAUGGGGACGGGGACAUCGACGCAGAGGGCGAAAUUGAUUUGGACAUCUACGCACCAUAUUGCGUUGAUAUCAAUAAUGCUAAUUUUCAAAUAUGAUGUGACGGUUGAUAUCUAAUGGGAAUACGUGAUCCACGAUUGGUGCAAUUUUGUCGAGUGUAGGUUACAUACUAGAUCGAGCGAUAUAUAUGACACAGGAGUUACUUCGUAACAAAAUAAAUUGGUCGACGAUUAUGUAAAUCGAAAAAUCUUCAU